AGAAAAAAAAGUGCACUUUUUUGAAAAAGAGAGAAAAUGAUUUAUGGUUUUCAAAUGUUGUUGUAAGUAAAAUCCUCCAAAGUGUGGUGUGUGUUAAUCAGUAGCCCCCUUUAUAUUGAUACCACUGGAUAAAAUCUUUUCCAUCCAAUUAUCUUCAGAGGUCAGAGGGAAAUAGAUUCAACCUAUCUUACAUAAGCUGACAGGCCUAGGAAGAAGCGUAGCAGCUAUGAGAUCUACAGUAACUUUUGAGGAGCUGCUCAGAAGGGAAAAUAUAACUGUAUAAAUGUUAAGUAAAUUGGGCACUUAGCAAAGCUUGCACUAAUCAAAGAGAGACAAGAAGAGAGUCAGAAAAUUAGUAGAGAUCCCUUUUAAAGUCUAUUACAAUCCAUGAAUGUGACAUAUCAAAAAUUGGUUAGAUGAGGACAACACUAAACUAUGUGGCGUACAGGUAAAACACUACGUGGGAUAUGAAACUAACUUGGGAUAUCCUCGACUAACUUAUAUCCUCAGUGAAACAUGGUAGUGGCAGGGUCAUACUGUGGAUCAAUUUUAUUCAGUUAGCAUAAUUUAGGGGGAGGAAGAAUGGAUAAAACAGGGCUGCAGGAGUAGAAAACAUGUCAGACUGCAAAAUAAAUGAGAAUGGGUUAGAGGUUAGGAAUCUGUUACAAGAACAUUCAUGUACCAAAUAAUCUGACUGUGUUUUAGAUGUAGAUAAGACUUAUCAGAAAGCAUCGAUUCAGAAGGACUAAAUACAGAGGUACACUACACUGUAAAGGAUCAUUUUACAGUGAAAAAUAUAGAAAGACUAACAGGAAAACCAUCUAUCACUUUCCUUUUACUUCACAGGUAAGCACUUGUAUUAGUCCAUCGCAUAAAGUUACAAUGAAAUACAUUGAUGUCUGUAGUUGUAAUGUGACAAAAUGUGAUACAGAGUGUGAAUACUGUGGUUAGGCACUGUGUUAUAAGAACAGUUUAUUUUUAAUGUUUAUGGAAAUUUUGCUGAUCAGAUAAUUCACCCAUCAGCUGACACACCACUUUGUGUGUUUGCAUGGCUUUGAUUCUGUGUGCAUGAAUCCUCUUUUCAAUGUGUUAACAGCAAAUUACCCCGAAAGGAUUACCUUCAUUAGACAUCAUUACCAACAUCAUUAAGCCGAUGUUCAUAACCGAUCAUAAUGUUUGAUUUUAAUUGCUCUUUUGAAACAUUGAGCCAAAAAAGCUAAUGUAAUUUCACACCCAACAUGCCACCAUCCAGACAACAUACAGUACACUGCUUGUUGUAUUAACGCAUGUUUGAAUACACAGCAAAGCAGCAGCCCAAAAUUCCCUCUCACCCUUAACUCACUGCUGAAACAUGUGGUUAAAGGCUUUCUUUCCCCCUUGUCAUGUCAUUGUCAUUCCAUUUCACAGGUCCUCCUGUAAACGUUACAUGCAAUAUUUUUAUCAACAGCUUCGGUUCUGUCACAGAGACAACCAUGGUCCACCAGUUAAUGUUACCUGCAACAUAUUUAUCAACAGCUUUGGUUCUAUAGCAGAAACUACAAUGGAUUACAGAGUGAACAUCUUCCUGCGACAGAAGUGGAACGACCCUCGACUGGCAUACAGUAAAUACCCAGACUCCUCGCUGGACCUGGACCCGUCCAUGCUGGACUCCAUAUGGAAGCCAGACCUUUUCUUUGCCAAUGAGAAGGGGGCCAACUUCCAUGACGUCACCACGGACAACAAGCUGCUACGCAUCUUUAAGGAUGGAACUGUGUUGUACAGUAUUAGGUUGACUCUUAUUCUGUCAUGUCCAAUGGAUCUUAAAAACUUCCCAAUGGAUGUGCAAACCUGUACGAUGCAGCUGGAGAGUUUUGGCUACACUAUGAACGACUUGGUUUUUGAGUGGCUGGAGAACGGUGCGGUGCAGGUGUCAGAGGGACUCACCCUGCCUCAGUUCAUCAUGAGGGAAGAGAAGGAGUUGGGAUACUGCACUAAACAUUACAAUACUGGCAAAUUCACCUGUAUUGAAGUUAAAUUCCACCUGGAACGACAAAUGGGUUACUACUUGAUCCAGAUGUACAUUCCUUCUCUCCUCAUCGUCAUCCUCUCCUGGGUGUCUUUUUGGAUAAAUAUGGAUGCUGCUCCUGCGAGAGUGGCACUGGGCAUCACCACUGUGCUUACGAUGACCACUCAAAGCUCUGGCUCUAGAGCUUCUCUUCCAAAGGUCUCGUACGUGAAAGCCAUUGAUAUCUGGAUGGCUGUGUGUCUGCUCUUUGUAUUUGCUGCAUUGCUAGAAUAUGCUGGGGUUAAUUUUGUCUCCAGGCAACAGAAAGAGUUCCUCCGCCUGAGGCGAAGACAAAGACGGAAUCACAAGGAAGAUGAAGGCCGUUUUAAUUUUACCGGCUACAACAUGAGUCAGUGUAUGCCAACGAAGGAGGCCGUUAAGAACGCCGUUCCGACUCCGAACCCCCAGCCCUCAACUCCAAAGGACAUUGAUGCUAUGAGGAAAAAGUUUGUGGACAGAGCCAAGAGGAUAGACACCAUCUCCCGGGCGGCCUUCCCGCUGGCGUUUUUGAUCUUCAACGUCUUCUACUGGAUCACGUAUAAGAUCAUUCGACAUGAAGACGUCCAUAAACAGUAACAUGGACUCAAACCUCAGCUGAUAAUGUUGUAUUUUUCCUUUUCUCAGAUUGAGAAAUGCUCGGGAAACUGCCUGCCUAGAGCCACCAUGGCAGCAAUGGGGGUGUUUUUUCAGGGAUAAAGUUCAGUGUUUAUGCAUCAUAAAAGUAAAAUGCUCACGUAUCUGACAAUGAAAAGGCUCUUGAAUCACAGAUGCUUUGUUUGUUCUUGUGUGCUGCCUAGUAUCUGAUACAGACUUAGUAAGUCGGCGAAGAAGACGGACCAAAACCCUCUUGAAUCUGGCGUGCUCUGGCAUCACUACAACCAAGGAGAACGUUCAACAUUCCAUGGAUUUGUGACUGUAAGCUAGCGUAGAUCCUUUUUUUUUUAAAGAAAAUUUCUUAUCAAUGAUGUUUAAACUGUUUUAUAGUGUACUAUUGUUUUGGCACUUCUCUCUGUUUUUCUGUUUAAAACCUGUUCUUACCAAGCAGAGCAUGUAUAAAUGUAUUAAAUAUUAAGGAGCUGCACAUGUCUCAGGUAUCGCUGUAAAAAGAGAUGGAACUCUGGGGUGGAGAUGUAUAGUUUCCAUUUCUAUGAAAUACCUGAAGCCUUAGAUAUUAGAUUUGGUUUGAAAGAAGUGCUACGCUCUUAGAUAUAUCUACCAAGUAUUCACCUGAUACCUGAUGUCACAAAAGGUUUUAAGCUUUGUUUAAGUGGUUUUAGGUUCUGCCUAUCAUUUUUGUGUUUCUCAAAGAAAGCUUGCCACAGGAGGCUUUCUAAACAAAUGUAUAACUGGACCAAACUUUGAUUGUACAUUUCUCUGUGUUGUCAUAUGCAUAUUAAUUAUUACACCAGGUAAUUACUCCAGGUAUAUUUGGUACUCUGUUUUGUAGAUUUAGUUAAAUUGGAUAUUUAUUGUAAUGUCUGAAAGAUCAUGUUUAUAAAGUUAUAUCUUCGUGUAAAACUAUUCACUUUCUAAUGCAGACUAUUUUUCUUCAUUUUGAGAAUUUGUGGAGACCAUCAACAGUGAAGUAUGGAUCUACAAUUAACAAAUUAACAGAACAAAGUACAAGCUAUACAAAGCAGCUAAUGGUAACUGCACUCCUUAACAAAUUAUUUUCUUAAAUGCUAUUCAUGAAGAAUGAUUAUUUACUGACCUGUAUAUAAAUAAAAGUGACUG
Molecule: messenger RNA, 3778 nt
Organism: Cyprinodon variegatus (sheepshead minnow)
Lineage: Eukaryota; Metazoa; Chordata; Actinopteri; Cyprinodontiformes; Cyprinodontidae
Gene: glra2
Product: glycine receptor alpha 2
Exons: 8
Coding region: 1352-2620 (422 amino acids)
Biological process (GO): nervous system process; chemical synaptic transmission; signal transduction
Cellular component (GO): plasma membrane; synapse; neuron projection
Molecular function (GO): transmembrane signaling receptor activity; transmitter-gated monoatomic ion channel activity; chloride channel activity
Source: RefSeq, a predicted model, not a curated record